Molecule: messenger RNA, 686 nt
Organism: Serpula lacrymans var. lacrymans S7.9
Lineage: Eukaryota; Fungi; Basidiomycota; Agaricomycetes; Boletales; Serpulaceae
Exons: 3
Coding region: 79-528 (149 amino acids)
Source: RefSeq, a predicted model, not a curated record
AUUUCACGUGGAGCGCCCCAUUGGAGCGCAGUCACCUGUGCGCCCACUGGGACUCAAUGUUAACAGCUGACACCGACAAUGAUAUCAAGAGUCGAGCUUUUGCAUGCUGCGCAGGCUCUUUGUGACGAUUUUGCAUCCAAAAAAGAUAUUGAUACCCUCUUAUCCCACUUUUCCACCACACACCAAUGCACACUGGUUGAACAUGGCGAGCCUUUUCUUGCUCCUUUCUUAGGGCGACCUUUCAAUGGUAUCAGCGGUGCAUUGAUGUACUUUGACCUGAUCAACAAACAUCUGUCGUACGAGAAUAUGAGAUUCUCGGAGUAUGUCGUGGACGUUGAAGCACGCAAGGUAUCAGUCAAGGGGAAGGCCAAAUUCACUUGGAUAGAAACGGACGAAAGCUGGGACGAAACCUUCGCAUAUAUGCUGGACUCUGAUGAUGAAUUGAAGAUCACAGACUAUCAGGUCUGGGCAGACUCUGGAGCUGCAUAUCUUGCCAGCAAAGGGGAGCUUGGUCGGUCAAAAGGGUGAACAGCAAGGAGGCGAGUGGAAUCGGUAUCGAUCGUACCUGAGCUCUACAGAGCCGCUAGCUUAUCCUUCUGCAUGAUCAUCACGAAAUACAGUUAUAGCUUCCAUAUGACUACGACUGUAUAACAGGUAUACCGAAGAUAUUCCUGACGCUGAUGAGU